This is a messenger RNA of Toxoplasma gondii ME49, 657 nucleotides long. Its product is annotated as Toxoplasma gondii family B protein. The transcript has 2 exons. The record is from RefSeq and is a predicted model, not a curated record. Bases 1 to 492 code for a protein of 163 amino acids. NCBI's taxonomy places the organism in Eukaryota, Apicomplexa, Conoidasida, Eucoccidiorida, Sarcocystidae.
AUGGUAAAUCUUUUUUCUGUGGUCCUAACGAUCGUUUUAUUAAUUGUGGUUUCGGGCACUCUGAGCUACAGCCGUGUUGAGAGUCUGACAAUGGCAGUAGAAACUAUGGAAUCGGCACCGGCUACCAUCAGCGCGGCCAAUGCCACCGUUGCAGGUUCGUCCUUGCCGUUCUCAUUCUCCCCUCGACAACAAACGCAACUCCAUGACCGUCUGAACAGUUCGAGGAGAAGCCGCCUCCAUGAAGGAAAAUCGCAUGCCUCACCUCGUAGAAAGGAGGUGCCCCUGAGCCUAGUGGGCUUGUUGGUGACAGCUGUCUUGGGACUCUUACUGGGCUUUUUCAAGCUGCAUCAGUGCCGGCAACAAGCGCUGAAGACCAACAGUGAAACUGAAGGAACCAUAUUGCGGAGACUUGCAGAAGGUGGUCACGAAGAAAACGAUUGUGUAGGCUUGGGUCCCGCAUCAGGGGAUGUCGCGAACGUCGUAUACGACUAAGACUCACCAGCUCUACGCAUGCCGAGGGCGACUCGUCGGCUUUCCGUGCCCAGUGCUCACGGGCAAUCACGUCUCAGAGAAUCUAUGUUCCGGGUUUCCGCAGGACUGACUUGAUUUUCCCAGGCAGAUCCACUGCUGGUCUUGUUUGCACUAACAAGUGACCUC